AUGCCUUCAUCAAGCUCCAAGUCCAAACCAAAGCCCUCCGAGGUUGCUUCCGAAGCCAAGCGGGUUUACAUCCCCAUCAUCCGGGACAGAUACGCAUCGAUGUGGGAGACCAGCUCAUACAUCUACCUUCAGCCCUUGCUUCAGAUCAACUUUAUCGAGCGACCGCUUGAUCUGUCACCCCCAAUGUUUUAUGUCUUCAGCGGAGACCCGGUGAACACUGCAAUGGAUUGGGCAACCACGGCAGGGUGUGCCAUACCCUUCAUCUGCGCAGCCAACGACAAGCGCCCCGGCGGAGACUGGGAAACCGGUGUGGUAGGCUACGAAGAGCGGUUAUGCCGCCGCAGCACCCUUGCGGCGUGUCUGGCAAAACCAGCAGACGGCUCAGCCAGCCACUACCCGCUUCCGAUGUGCGCCGGAGUCCUGUCACAGCACGUGGUCGUGUUCCGCGGGCCACACGACAGAUAUGAAAAGCUGCCUGAGGAACAGUGGCGGGCACUGCCUGUGGUGUCGGUCCCUCCGCCACGCUGGCCCAAGCUGACGCAGCACGGCACCAAGUAUUCGUUUGCGGACGAGCGUGAGAUGGUCAAGGAGAAGCUGCGCGGCGCACUCCGCAUCUGUGCGUAUAACAACUUUGGCACCGUGGUGGUAGGGGACUUUGGACUCGGCAACGGCUAUCGCAAUCCGCCCCAGGAGCUGGCCGAACUUUGGCGGGAGGUAUGCCUCUAUGAUCCUGACCUUCGCGGCCGCAUCCGCUGUGUGGCGUUCGUGUUUGAGGACCCCAGCCAGAGCACGACGCAGUUGAUCCUCGACGACAUUGCGAAGAAGGCCAAGGGAAGCAGCGGCAGCGGCAGCUCGUCGAGCAGGUCCAAGUCAAAGGGCAGCUCGAGCUCAAGUUCCUCGUCUGGCAACUCGCCCACUGACCUCGAGAUUUUCUCGAGGGUCUUCGACAAUACGGAAAUCCAAAGGUUCGUCGCGCAGCCGGACGCGAGAUACGGCCUAAACAACUUGCUCGCUUGA
This is a messenger RNA of Parathielavia appendiculata, 1017 nucleotides long. RefSeq lists its product as uncharacterized. The transcript has 3 exons. The record is from RefSeq and is a predicted model, not a curated record. The coding region runs from base 1 to 1017 and encodes 338 amino acids. Lineage: Eukaryota; Fungi; Ascomycota; Sordariomycetes; Sordariales; Chaetomiaceae.